Messenger RNA from Schistosoma bovis, 627 nucleotides. Lineage: Eukaryota; Metazoa; Platyhelminthes; Trematoda; Strigeidida; Schistosomatidae. The record is from the annotation of a GenBank genome assembly.
AUGACUGCUAGUGAGGCGGACAUCCGUGACCUACAGUCAAAUGCCCGUAAAGUACUUACUUCGACCAAAGACCCACUGGAAAAACUCAGAUGUCAAUGCUUGUUGCGUGGAGCGAAUGGUAUCUAUGGAUUUGGAAAACAAUUUCGUAUCAUGGAUGACGAUGGGAGCAAGUCUUUAUCUAAAGAAGAGUUCAAGAAGGGUUGCCAUGAUUUCGGCUGUAACUUAACUCCAGAGGAGGUUGAUGUGCUUUUCAGAAUGGUAGAUAAGGAUGGCAGUGGUACAAUAAUUUUCGACGAGUUUCUACGUGCUUUACGCCCACCAAUGUCAAAUUCACGAAUAGAUGUUGUCAGGAAGGCAUUCAAUAAAAUGGACAAAACCGGGGACGGGAAAAUUACGUUGGAUGAUCUACACAACGUGUAUCAAGUUAAAUAUGAUGCCAAAUACACGUCUGGGAGAGCGACUGAAGAUCAAGUUCUAAGAGAGUUUCUAAAAACAUUUGAAAACGAGAAGUCUGUGGAUGGUGUCGUUACCUGGGAAGAAUUUCUGAAUUACUACAGCGGUGUUAGUGCGUCGAUAGAUUCGGAUUCCUAUUUCGAACUUAUGAUGUGGAAGGCAUAUGGUUUAUAA